Molecule: messenger RNA, 513 nt
Organism: Prunus armeniaca (apricot)
Lineage: Eukaryota; Viridiplantae; Streptophyta; Magnoliopsida; Rosales; Rosaceae
Source: the annotation of a GenBank genome assembly
AUGGCGGCAAAUAGAGGCGUCCAAGGGCUGAAGUUGGAAGAGGGAUGUUUGGUGGUUCGUCUGGCACUGGUCUUGCCUGAAUCGGAGGUCGGAGCUGAGAGAAAACAGCUCCCAAAGUCGGCUCGUCCUCUCUGCCGAAACCCAGAAAAAUCUGGGUUUAUAAAAUCUGAACUUCGAAAUAUUUACGGUUAUGCCACUGAACUUCUUUUGAUCGUAACUCCUUCGUUACAAUUCCGAUUUGAGUCCACUACAAGUCUACGAACUCGUUUCGUCGCGCUCUACGCAACGUAUGAGAGAGGACUCAAUUUUCUUAUCGGAUGUCUUACCAGCCGAGCUGCUGAAUUCCCAAAUAUGACCGAAUCGGUCCUUGAUCUUCCCAACGAGCACGCCGGGACGGCACGUUUCCUCGGCUAUGUUUUCCACAAUUUUGCAUCCGUUAACUCAGUCUUCUCCAUUAAAGCUUUCAGGUUCGAGACGGAUACAGGAAUUUUCCUUCCAGAAGUUAACGUUUAA